Molecule: messenger RNA, 1965 nt
Organism: Aspergillus ochraceoroseus IBT 24754
Lineage: Eukaryota; Fungi; Ascomycota; Eurotiomycetes; Eurotiales; Aspergillaceae
Product: acyl-CoA synthetase
Exons: 3
Coding region: 278-1909 (543 amino acids)
Biological process (GO): fatty acid metabolic process
Molecular function (GO): medium-chain fatty acid-CoA ligase activity
Source: RefSeq, a predicted model, not a curated record
GAAACACACUCACAAUAGAGAAAGACGCUUUCUCCGGGGACCGGGGUUCGGCAUUCAGUUCUAGCCCCGAGGCAUCUCAUCUCUCUUCUCUCUCUCUUCUCUCUCUCUGUCUUCCUUUCUAUCUCUCUCUCCUCUGAUUCCAACUACAACAAUCUGGUUUUCAUCAGUACUCAUGAAGAAAAGUUUGGUAAUGCACCUAUAACACAUUCCACAGAUAUCAAGACCAUUUCUCUCUCUGUCCCCUCUCCCCAAUUCUCACGCCAUCGUUCUCUCCUGUAUGUCGCUGGCAGCUCUCCCUUCUCUUCCGCUCUUCAUUGAAGCGAAGAAGCAUGCCCUGGCCAAUCCGAAUCAGGUCGCGGUGAUUGAUACCGCCAAGGGAGAACAGUUCACUUUUGGCCAACUCCUCGCCGAUACUGCCAAACUGAAACAGCGCAUUCUCGAGGAAUUGGACCUGGCAGGUGCAGGCGAUUUAAAGGAGAGACGGGUUGCCUUUUUAGUUCCCAAUGGAUACGAUUAUGUGGUAAUUCAAUGGGCUGUCUGGGCGGCUGGCGGGGUCUGCGUGCCUCUCUGCACAUCCCACCCUGUCAAGGAACUCCUCUAUACCAUUGGCGACUCAGAUCCGUCCCUCAUCAUUCUUCACCCAACAUUUGAGGAAUUCUUAACCCCUCUUCGCGAUGGCGACAGUACAGCUUCCCCGCCGCGCCACUACAUAACCCUAACUCCCCUCUCCCAAAUCACCACCGGCACCAAUCCACCACCACAGCUCCCAGAUUUCUCCCCCGUCUACUUCCCGGACCGCCGCGCCCUGAUAAUCUACACGUCCGGCACAACCUCCACACCCAAGGGCUGCGUCACCACGCAUAAAACCAUUACCUUCCAGUCCCAAUGCCUCGUGCAAGCCUGGAACUACCAACCCAGCGACCACCUAAUCCACGUCCUGCCGCUGCACCACAUCCACGGGAUUAUCAACGGGCUCACCGCGACCCUCCUCGCCGGCGCAACCGUCGAAAUGCACACUAAAUUCGACCCGCAAUCCAUCUGGACGCGCUGGCAAGACCGGAGCCCGGGAGCCUCCACGAUGUUCUUCGGGGUGCCGACCAUCUACGCCCGUCUGAUCGAUUACUUCGACACCCAUAUCCUCGGUACGGAAUUCGACUCGGCCGCGCGCUCCGGCGCUGCAUCCCUCCGGCUCUUGGUCUCGGGCUCCGCCGCUCUCCCCACCCCAAUCAAAACCAAGUUCGCCGCCAUCACCGGCCAAUCCCUCCUCGAGCGGUAUGGCAUGACGGAGAUCGGCAUGGGCCUGAGCUGCGGCCUCGACCUCACUCAACGAAUCGACGGCAGUGUCGGGUGGCCGCUACCGGGCGUGCAGGUGCGCUUAACCGAGAAAGACACGGGGGCCAUUCUUCCCAUCGAGGCCGUUGACGCCGACGGCAUGAUCGAAGUCAAGGGCGAUAAUGUCUUUCUCGAGUACUGGCGACGGCCGCGCGAGACAACCGCCCAGGAGUUCACUGCCGACGGCUGGUUCCGGACCGGCGAUGUGGCCCGCAGAGACCAAGCCGGCGCUUAUUUUAUCCAGGGCCGGGCGUCCGUGGAUAUCAUCAAAUCCGGCGGGUAUAAGAUCUCUUCCUUGGAGGUGGAGAGGAAGUUACUGGCCGUCGCGGAGAUCCAAGAGGUAGCGGUUGUUGGGAUUGCCGAUGCAGAAUGGGGGCAGCGGGUGGCGGCGGUUGUAACGCAAAGGGCUGGGACUGACCCACUAGAAUUACACACCCUUCGCGCUCGGCUCAAGCAGGAAAUCGCCCCGUAUAAGAUCCCCACCGUCCUCAAGAUCGUCGACGAAAUUGAGCGGAAUGCCAUGGGGAAAGUGAACAAAAAGACGAUUGUGAAGAAAUACUGGCCCGAUCUGGCCUGAAUAACCCACACUGAAACUAUGAUGGGAACGAUACCCAGGUCUUAUAUAUAGUAGAG